Messenger RNA from Ctenopharyngodon idella (grass carp), 5702 nucleotides. RefSeq names its product forkhead box O1 a (gene foxo1a). The record is from RefSeq and is a predicted model, not a curated record. Gene Ontology annotation, cellular component: nucleus. Gene Ontology annotation, molecular function: DNA-binding transcription factor activity, RNA polymerase II-specific; RNA polymerase II cis-regulatory region sequence-specific DNA binding. The transcript has 4 exons. Lineage: Eukaryota; Metazoa; Chordata; Actinopteri; Cypriniformes; Xenocyprididae. Gene Ontology annotation, biological process: regulation of transcription by RNA polymerase II. The coding region runs from base 259 to 2223 and encodes 654 amino acids.
GUACACAGACAUUCAACAAGCGACAGCAAGAGGACUAUCACAUACUACUGGACUGGACUGGAUUACAAAACUUCAUAACAACAUAAAUCUAAUGCCGUUCAACCCACACUGUGACCUUCAAGUCGUUUCCAAUGUAACCAAGUCAGUUUAAAGUAGGAACUGCAUUUCCUUUCUGUUUAUUGUUUCGCGUUUCACGUCAUUUUUUUCUUUUGACAAUCAUAUGUGACAUUUUAAGAGGCAAACAGUAUUGCUGGUACCAUGGCUGACGCAGCCCAAAACCAGAUGGUCGAGAUCGACCCGGACUUCGAGCCACUCUCAAGACCCCGCUCCUGCACUUGGCCGCUCCCGCGGCCGGAGUUCCCUAACCCCGCCGCCGCAGACUCCAACACAUCGUCCCCGGCUCCGUCCGUCAAGCAGGAGCCCUCCAGCAACACAGACUUCAUCAACAACCUCAGUCUGCUGGAAGAGAAUGAAGACUACCCCGAUCAGAAGCCUCUUAUGCUGUGCGGCGAUUUCCAGUGCCAGGAGAACUGCAUCCACCAGCAACAAAUCCCGAGUCACCCGCAACAGGUGCCCGUGCUCUCCUCUCCGGUGGCCGCUGCCGCUGCAGCCGCCGCCGCCGCGCAGCGCAAGAGCAGCUCGUCCCGACGCAACGCCUGGGGGAAUAUGUCAUACGCGGACCUGAUCACCAAAGCCAUCGAGAGCUCCCCCGAAAAACGGCUCACCUUGUCUCAGAUCUACGACUGGAUGGUGAAAAGCGUCCCUUAUUUUAAGGACAAGGGGGAUAGUAACAGCUCCGCUGGUUGGAAGAAUUCAAUCAGACACAACCUGUCCCUACAUAGUAGGUUUAUCCGUGUGCAGAAUGAGGGGACAGGUAAGAGCUCUUGGUGGAUGCUCAACCCUGAAGGCGGCAAAAGUGGCAAGUCGCCUCGACGCCGAGCUGCCUCCAUGGACAAUAACAGCAAGUUUGCCAAGAGCAGAGGACGAGCGGCAAAGAAAAAGCUGGCUCUUCAAGGUGGGCCCGAGGGGGGUGCAGACAGCCCAGGCUCUCAGUACGGUAAGUGGCCUGGCAGUCCAAACUCCCACAGCAACGAUGACUUUGAUGCCUGGACGGCUUUCCGUCCCCGCACCAGCUCUAAUGCCAGCACACUGAGCGGUCGUCUCUCGCCCUUUAUUGACGACGAACUUGGCGACUCUGACGUCCACAUGGUCUACCCAGGCCCUGGGUCAGGAGCCAAAAUGACCUCCACCCUCCCCAGCUUGUCUGAAAUGGCUGGUUCUAUGGGUCACAGUGGCUCUGAGAAUGUGAUGGAAAACCUUCUGGAUAACCUCAACUUGCUCUCACCUAAGAACCAAUCAGUGGGGCCUACAGGAGGCCCUGGGUCAGGAUCCAACCAGUCUUCACCCUCCUCGCUCAUGCAGGCCAGCCCUGGUUACUCCCCCUACAGUUCCCCAAGCCUGGCUGCAGUCAACCAGCAGACCCAACAAGACUAUCGUAAGUGUCUCUACGGCCAGGCAGGAAUGGGCAGCAUGUCUCCCAUGCCUAUGCAGUCUCUGCCAGAAAGCAAGUCCAGUUUUGGUCCCGGUCCAGGAACUAUGGGCCAGUUUAACUGCACAGCAGGGCUGCUGAAGGAGCUUCUUACGUCUGAUGGGGAGCCUGGAGAGCUCCUGCCCUCGGUGGAUACCGUUGUCUCCCAGUCAGCUGGAGGUGGUGGAUGUAUGUUGCCCCCCUACAGCAGUGGGCGGAAUGAACUUAUGGGAGGUGGAGCAUCUCAUAGCCAUGCCCUCUCUCAUCCGCACAAUAUGCACGGACAAGCCCCACCCACAUCUGUGGCAUUGAACGGGCGAUCGCUGCACCCUCUGGCCGCAAUUGGCCACAGCGGUCCCGGUGGACGCCUGGGAAGCAUCAAGUCAGCCAUGCAGAUGCAGUACGGAGGCUCCGGUCAUCUUGGAGGUGGGAUUCCUUACUGCAGCAUCAACAGUAACGGAUAUGGCCGCAGCCCAGGGAUGCUGCCCCACCAGCAACAGCAACACCUGGAGAAGCUGCCCAGUGAUCUGGACGGUAUGCCUGUGGAGCGCUUCGAAUGUGACGUGGAGUCCAUCUUGCAUGAUACGCUCAUGGAUGGAGAAUCACUGGACUUCAACUUCGACCCCAUGGCAACCCAACAGGGGUUCCCGCCUCACAGUGUAAAGACCACCACCCACAGCUGGGUGUCUGGGUAAAAACUCUCAACUGAAGUACAGCAACACUUGAGCGGCUGUCCACAUGCAUCCAAAACUCUCGUCAACCCCUCGUCAGGGAAAGUAGCCCCUGUUAUUCUUUCACUUUCUUCAGCAGAGGCGGCUGAGAUAAACCUCACACUGCCAUGCACAUUUUGCUCAGUGCGGAGCUAAAUUGCAAGGACGUUCUCCUCAGACAAUGGGACUCACGUUCAAACCAAGUGCCAAACCAGGUGCCUGUGCUCCAUAGCCAAAUUGACAAGCUUUAUUUUACUGCCUUCUUCUUGCUGUAGAGAAUCUGUGCUCAAAUCAGGGCAACGAAAACCUGAGGCCCUUACAUCUGCUGCAGCACACACUUACCAAUGUCCACACCAAUUUACAGGAAUGAUUUUAAAGCCACAUUUUCCAUUAAGGGCAAACUGUGAUAAGGUAUAACCACCUAAUCCAAGACCAGGCAGCACACCUCAAGUACAUUUGAGACACCUCAGAAAAGUGACACCCAAGUUAAUAGCUCUUUUUCAUUCAUUGUGUUGUCAGUUCAAAACCCUACCCUGCAAUUUUUGCUGAGGGUAAUGCAUUCAUGCUGUGCUUCAUGGAGACUCCAUGAUUGGCCUUAUUGAGAAGAAGAACUGGAACAGUUGUAUGCAGGAAUGACUGUAAAUAGAUUUAUUUAGAAAUGGUCCUGCAGAAACAAGACCUUAAAAACGUUAGGGAAAUUGUUGCAGACUAGUUGAACUACGUCGCAUACAGCACAUCAUAACACUUUCAUUUCUGUCUCGUCAGCAUAUUUGACAUAGAGCAGAUGUACAGUACUACAUUUCUAAAGAGUAUGUUACUAUAAACUGGUGUACAUAGAGUUUACACAAUGAUAUCAACAAUCAGGGCAACAUAUUUGAUGUUGUUUUCUAAACCUGAGAGAAACUGGAUUUGAUAUUUUACUUUUUGGAGGGCUUACAUGGAAGAAUGUUUCUCAUCUGAAUUGUAUACAUCUUUCCACAUUUCUUGUAAAUACAUGAAAUAUAUAUUUCAAAAACAUAUAAAGUAGAAAUAUUUAGUUGUUUUUUUUUGUUUUGUUUUGUUGUUUUUUUUGUAUUAUCAUAAUUAUUCGUAUUGCUGUUUAUUAUUGGCUUCAGAUUUAUUUGGUUUGAGAUUUUUGUUAUUUAAAGGAAUGGUUCACCCAAUAAUGAAAAACCUAUUUACUUGUGUCAUUCCAAACUCAUUUAUUUAUUCUGUGGAACACAAAAGGUGAUUUUUUUGAACAAUGUCCUGGCUGCUCUUUCUCAUGUAAUUAAAAUAAAUCAAAUCGUCAUCAUUAUCAUUUAAUGGCAAACACCAGUGGUUUAUUCAAAUGCAUCUUUUGUGUGUCAUGGAAGAAAGCAUGUCACACAAGUUUGGAAUGACAGGAGGACGAGUAAAUGAUCCCAGAAUUUUAAUUUUUGGAUGAAUUACUCCUCUAAGCUGUAUUUAGUGUGUUUCUUCAGAGGUUUGGGGUCCUCAAAAGACAAAUUUAGCAUUUAAAAAUAAAUAAAUUAAAUCGUCUGUGCAUUCCUGCAUUAAAAAAAAAAAAAAGAUCAAUCCUGUCUUUGUUAUGACCCAUAUAAGAGUUAAAUCUAAAGAUUCCAUUGGUAAGAAAAAAUUGUUGGAUUUGCUCUUAAGAAUUUCUCACAGGGCCCCAGACACCACCAAAGCCUUUUACAGUGGUUAAAGUAGUUUAGAGCUACAGCGCUAUUAAACUCCUAUGCCUUCGCCACCAUAUUGAAUCUGUUGCUGUAGUAAUGCUACAGUCUGCCUUUAAGAAAGUGUAGUGCGUUUUUGAAAUUAUUUAUUUGGCUGAAGGAGAAGUGGUGUGAUUGUAUCAUUUACACUUGUAUUAUAUUUCUGUUUUAUUUCACAUCAAAUUGCAGGCACUGUGAUGUAUACGUUCUACAAGUUUGUGGUGAUUUUCCAGGUCUGUGCUGCCUCAACUUUUGUUUUUUGUUUCCUUUUCAUUUCUCGUUCACUUCACCGAAAAUUGUUUCCUUGCACUACUACAGGUAGACCUUAAAAAUGUUCAAACUGGCAAGCAAAAAUUGAAUCAGGGUGCCGAUUUCUCAGAUAAUUCAUUGAAGACUUGAAAAUAUUGAAAAUGAUUUCUUGAGUAGUGUUAUAAAACAAACGCUGAAGACAUUUUAAUGCUUUUGAGAAGAUUAUGAUACAUUAGGUUCUCACUGUUGGCCAACUUUUAAAUUAUUAAAUGUUAUUAGAAGUGUUCUUUCUAACUUGAGGACGGUAACACCGUUUUCUAAGGAAAUGGAAUGUGAUAGAGCAACAAUAGUGAUAGAGGUUUCUAUUCCUGUGGCUUUGUACUGUGUAGCCCUGGCCAUUGUGAAAUCGAAUUGGUCCAAAAUUCCACUCUACAUAACUCUAUAUCUAACAUAAAAUAUGAUUAGCUGUGCCAUAAUUUUCAUUUUCAGUAUGAAUAAUUCUUGUUGCGCCUGGUUGGGAUACAAUGAGGUUCAGUUGUGGGACGAAAGUCAGACAUCUGUCUACUUCACAAAUAACUCACACCAUAAAAAAUAUUAUUAAUAACCUCUGACCCCCACUGCCUCACUCAGCACAGGGAAAAGAUCAGAUACUUUUUACUAAUAUCACUGUGCCCACCAUCAUGAACAUGCAUUUGCUUUGUGAAUUUAGCAGGUGACCCCACCUAUGCACAUCCAUGUACUUUAAUGAUUAGUAUGAUUAUUGUCAUCUCCAGUAUGUUUUUAUCGAUGACGAGAUAUUUGAUAUUUCAUGUUUGAUAGAGCUGUGGAGUUAAUGUUAUGUUAAUGUCACAGAUGUUAGUUCAUAGUUCUGAUGAAGUAUAUUUAGAGUAGAAGAUAAUUUACAUGCAAAGCUUUUUGUACACUGACACUGAUAUUCUUGUAUUUAGCAGCAGUUUGUAGAAAACUUGGACAAAUGAAAAGGCAAAAAAAAAAAAAAAAACAUAAUAAUUGAGACAAAUUUGGAAGAAAAUUUAGCUGUUUUCUUCAGAUUGUGGAGUUUGGACCAAUUUUUAAUGAAAAAAAAAACUUUAAAUUAAAAUAUUGCACUUUGUCUAUAGAUGUAAUGAGUUCUCCUAGAGAGACAAAAAAAAAAGUGAAGAUUGUCUAUUUUGAAACAAACUGUUACAUUUCUUAACUUAUGUACAGAAAUGAUUUGAUUCACAAUCAGAAGAUGAUAUAACUAAAGGUGCAAUUUGUUUAUGUAUUUGAGAAAGUAAUAAUCUAUAAGAGAAAUUAUAUUGUUAAGCUGACAUGCCAAUACUGACAUAUGUAUAUUAUAUCUUCAUUCUUUAAGUUCAUCAGCAGAGAGCAAACCGUUUGUGAAAUGUGAGGCUACAGAGCUCUGUUUUUUGCUCUUGAUGCUGAUGUUGUGCUUGUAUUUCUGUACAAGAAACAUGCUGCCGCUGUAAAAAGCCAUGUGUAUAUAAAUUAUGUUAUAUAAAGAAGAAUCCAAUGUGA